Drosophila willistoni is the source of this 801-nucleotide messenger RNA. Its product is annotated as transmembrane protein 50B. The record is from RefSeq and is a predicted model, not a curated record. Gene Ontology annotation, biological process: protein targeting to vacuole; late endosome to vacuole transport via multivesicular body sorting pathway. Lineage: Eukaryota; Metazoa; Arthropoda; Insecta; Diptera; Drosophilidae. The transcript has 4 exons. Bases 101 to 559 code for a protein of 152 amino acids.
CAUACGCAUAUUGUUCAUCUCUAGUUGCCUCUAAAUAAAAACAAUUUUUAUUAUAAAAAAAAACAAAAGAAGACAUUACAAGAAAAAAACCAAACAGAAAAUGGAUGUGCUGGAAAAUGUCAGAAAUUGGUUUACAUCAGAGACGUCCAGAAAUAAGAACUCCUCCCUAGUGGCUGGUUUACUGUUCUUCGCUGGCUGGUGGACACUGAUUGAUGCUAUGUCCGGAGAUAGCCAACAUCUAAUAACCACAGGGCACGUAUUCAUAGGAGUUUUUGGCACUAUUAGCUUUUGCAUGGUGAAUUCCGUUAAAGGAGAACAUAUUUCAGAAAAUAACUCAUCAGAGGUAGGAGCACGGAUUGCCAAGCUAUGGUUGCUUAUUGGUUUUGUGAUAGGCUUUGCGUCCAUAAUUGCUGCCAUUUGGGUGAUGAUUGACGACUUUAUUAACGACAGAAACAAAGAUUCCAGUCUGGGAGUCGCCUUGUUGGUGCAAAACGCCUUUAUACUCCUCAGCAAUCUUGUAUACAAAUUCGGCCGUAACGAGGAAGCAUGGAAUGAGUAGAGAUUCGCAUCAAGUAAUAUGCAUACAUAUGUACAUCUAGAACGCAAUAACCAUUUAGACAUACCCGCAAACAUAAAAGUGCACCAACUAACUAAGAGAAUGUCAUCGUAAAGAAAAGCUGGCAUAUGCCACAUUGCUCUUUCCAAAAUCACGUUUUAAUGUAUUUUAAUCUCAUUUACACAUAUUAUAAAAAAAAAAAACAAAGAACCCUAAUUAAACUGAAAUUGGUCGCGACAACCAAA